UCGGAGAAUUCGCGGACGGUUGAGCGGAUCGUGGAUGAUCUAGCUUGAUCGUCUCGUCGUUCGUACCUGGGCUCUACAGUCGCGACAUGUGCGCGCGUAAAUGGCAUUGCCUUGCGGGAAUCGUGCAUCCUUCCGUUCGUAGCGAACGACAGCUAACCGAAGGCGUAAACGCGCAACAUACGAACGCGCAUUAAGAUCGCGAAGGCGUGUAGUCGCAAUUCCAGGCCAUCGAGCACUCGCAUCGAUGUUGGCCUCGAGAGUCGAUCGUUUCGAAGCUGUGCCAACGAAAAGUGAUCUCGAAAAAAAAUGUUCGAACCAUCGACCAACGUUAACCGUUAAAAUCGAAACCGCCAAAUAAUUUCCUUCGUUGCGUGGAUCCAGUUCGAAUCGGAUUUUACUCGAACCGUAACUUCGAUUCUCAAAAUUACGAAGACCGGUACAAAUUGGGACUUACACUUCGUGAUGUACGAGUCUGUAAAUAUUAAUCGUGAUCGGAGCAAAGCUUCAACGGUUCAGAAGUGCGUGGUGCGUCGAUAUCGAUCGAAGAAGACGAAUUUCGAUUUGGCGUCCGAACAAAGUUCGCGGUCGUCUUGAAUCGGUUGAUCGAGUGCCAGCAUCGAGAACGACGUCAGUCCCGCGGCUCACUUCCGGUCCUCGGCGCCGGUAAAACGAAACUGCGAUCGAACGAACAAUUUAUUUUGAAUUUCUUCAACGAAACCUCGAAAUAUAGUGGAAAUAUUUCAAAUUCGAAGAGAUCUCGACGAAAUUCCCCCGUAACUCAUGUACCACACCAAAGAAUAAGGAGUGUAAUUGAGCGCGAUUGGUGCAGUGGUUCGACGAUCUCUUCAACCGAUUUUAACGAUAUCGUUGAUCGGAUAAUCGUCGUUCAAGAUGGUACGCGUUGCACGUCUAUCUCAUACGAAGGAAGAAACGACCAAGAUGAGGGAUGCUGUUCCGCAUAAAGGAAGUAGUAACAAUAACAACAAUAAUAAUAACGUGACUACUCCGAAAAGCAAGCCGUCCUUGGAAAUUUAUCGACCGCCAGGUGGAAGAACGGAAGGAACCACGGCGAACGUCACUAAUCUGCGACUAAACGUACAUGCCAAGGAGUUCACUAUGAAGCAGAACGAUUCGCAUCCUUCUAAGUCCCGGACGAAUGCUUCAGAGCGAUCUCCGUAUUAUUUGCAACACAGCAAAUCGAGCGGCAACGUGCACCGAUAUUUGUACGCCCAGCAACAGCAACAGAUACAACACACCCUUCAGCAACAACAUCACCAAACGUCGCGUCACUCCCAAAGCGGACAUCAUUCGACGGUUUCGGCGCUGCGACAGGGACAUCCGCUCGAUACUUCCGCUUCGAGUGGCAAUAUUUCACAUGGUUCGGGCAGGGUCCACUUCAACAUGGAUCAAAAUGAAGUAAAACCGAACGCAGCGAAACCUGGCAGGCUCACCAAAUCGUUAUCCUUCGUCUCCACUUAUAGUCUGAAGCGAUCGAAGAGCCUAAACGCAGCUGACGUGUUGGCUGCGAAGGCGGUGAACAUCUCGGACGCGUCCGAAUUGGGAAAAUUCCCAUCAGCGAUUCAGGAUACGCUAUUGAGAGCUAUCGAAGAUCCAAAUUUAUUGAACGCGAGGGCCUUGAUGGAACUGGUGAGACACAUCUUGGAGAGGGUCGUCGAAAACCGUAAAUACGCUGAACCGGCAGCAAAAAUAUGCAUCACUAUUAUAGAGAAAGAAGCUAAGGAAACCUUCUUGGAAUCCUUGUUGAACACGUGUCAGCAAUGGUACCAGGACCGCGUCAAGAUACUCUACGACGGGACCAGUUACCAUCGUUACUCGGCCUUCAUGACAUUUCUGAACGAGAUGUACUGUCAGUUAAAGCGGAGGCAGCUCCAGUUGAAGACACAACAGGAGGGCGUUCCUCCCGGACGCGUUCUCCUCACGUUGCUUUGGAAGUGUUGUCAGGACUGCUUACAGCCUCCGGUUGUAAAUUCUUUGGCCGAGACCGACUGUCUCUUCUUCAUCAUGACGUGCAUCGGCAAGGAUCUGGACACCGAAUUGCCUGCCCAGUUGCAGCAGUUGCUCGGAAGCUUGAGGGACGCAUUCCUCGCGGAGGACACGAUUCUACCGUCAGUCAGAAAGACCCUCCUCCAGCUGAUUGAACUUCACGCCGCCCAUUGGCAGCUUCCAGCGCCUGCGGUCGUCUACUACUACCCGGGAUCGACCUCGAAAUGAUUCUCCACCCUUUCGGUUCCUCCGUCCAUUCGUCGGUUCUGUGCGCGUGCGUGUUUGGUACGUGUGGAACUUAAGUGAGUGUAAGCUAAUUAACAGGAUUCUUUGUUCUCGAAUGCGCCGAGCGCGGAUCAUGCGAAUAAAAAUGAAACGAUCGCCGUCAGCAACGACCGCGGGCAAAACGGAGUUGCUCGAAGGUGACUGAUACCCCGGAGCUACUUUGCCUUGCACGGUAGUCUCGUGUCAUUUGCAUUCUCUUGUGAAUAUCUAACCGAACCGUGACCGAUACAUUCACGUCCAUUACACGGAAUACAAUUUCAUAAUUCUCUCUUUUUUAACAACACUGUUAGAGACGAGCAACAUUUUAUUCGAUUAAUAAAUUUUACAGCUGGUUGAAAGUUUCGAAUGUUGAGUUAAUGAAUGUUUACUAUCUUAAGUACACGUGUAAUCAUAUGUACUUUUAUUAAUUUUGUCCUCGCAAUUUCAUUGACACGAAUCUCGAAGAAAAUCUGAGGUUAUCAUAAAUUAUUUUAAAUAUACGAAGUUGUCUAUCGAUCAAGUAGUUUUACACUAAAAUUUUUUAAAGUUAAAACAGUGGAUGUCGGUGAACAAAUAAAUUUAACCAUUGACAUUCAAAUCGGGCUUCCGGUCGAAUUCCUGCUAGAAACUGGCCGAAGAUACUUAAUGCUCCGUAGUUUGCUUAUGCUCGCAUGUAAUGUCUGCCCAAACACUAUUAACGUCUCAAAGUUUGUUUAUGCUCGAGUAUGAUUGGGUACUUGUUAACAUCCUACGGUUCAUUUAUACCCACGUAUUUCUACAAUCCGAGUCCAAUUUACGCGAUUAUAUGGCGGUAAUAAACGGAAAUAAAGCGUCUUCGUUUCGUUCGCAUGAUCUCACGUUUGCUAAUGCCGUUGAUCGAACGAGUCCCUGAAUCGCAAUAAAAUGCCUUCGAAAUCGCAAUGAGAAGCCUUUUCGUCGAACCUUUAUCCGAUCGAUGGUUCAACGAUGCGUCAGCGUGCGAAACACGAGCAACCGUGAUCUCGUUGUUGCCGCGAAGAAUGGUUCUCCGUCGUCAUCGUACGAUUGUAUAAAACAAAAAAAAUGAUUUACUAACGAUCGAUGAUGCGCCACUUUGCAAAGAAUGGUGCAAGGCUCGCGGCCGAUCCUGAAUCCGCUUCGUCCCUGUUAUGCGUAAUACGUGAUUCCCACUAUUGCUCAAGGGACAAACAACGUUCACGCCAAAUUCAAGGCGCGAUAUCGUAAGCAGAACUUCUCCGUGGCGUGAAUAGCGAUGGAUCAUUUGUUCCAGGUCUCAGAGACUUUAACUUAACACUGAUUAACUUUUGUUUUUGUCUACUUGUUACCGUGAACGUUCAUGUACAAUCUAUAGCAAUGUAUACGUACAUAUAAGUAUAUUUAAUAGUAUGGAAAAUAUUGUUACAUUCGUUUCUAUGUUUCAACCGCGCGAAUACUUUUGUCUCCCCCUGUAUAUGCUCUACACUUGAUGAUUUGGUAAUACCGAUAGUUUUGUUACAGAGAUCAAUAUUGCUGCGUUUUGGUCUAGAUCUGCCAGUCGGGACUGAUCGGUGAGGCUUAUCUGGCACAUGCCGCGUUAGUGACGCAAUGUUAAAUUAAUUAUGCACUAAUGAACUAUCUAGUAAUUGGAGGAGAAUGUUUAACCAAUGAUUAAUGGCGUCACGCCUAAGGCAGGAUCUUGCUAAGUAAGCCUUACUGAAGAGUCCGAUUAAACUCCUUGUUAAGUCGACUGGCCGAGGAGUUUCAGGGGUAAACAUACCGUGCUUUUACCGUCUGCCCCGCCCACUGUUUAUUUAAGGAAAGAGAGCACAAACUAGCAGGCGUUCCGUCUCUUUCGAAACAGAGGAUAGGCUACAAGAAGAGUGUCAGAGAUUUGGAGACCAAUUCUCACAAACGCGUUGCAGAACGUAGCCAUAGACUACCGCGAUAUUGAUAGAGUGGGGGGGGGAAAGAGGACGGAUUUCAUCGGCGGGGAAGUGUCCUUGGCCGAAUAGCUAACUUUACAACGACUUUAGCAGAUCCGGGAUAAAACGCAGGAAUAUUGUAUUAUAUAUUCAAAAAAUUUUGCUUGAAUAAUCAAUUUAGAGGUUUGAGAAAUGCAAAUAUAGAGUAUUCUUCGUUUACAAUUUUUAAGCCUCUUUAGUUAACCGUUAAAUAUUUUAUGAAUCGAUUGUUUAAGCAAAAUUAAUAAAACUGUAUUGUAUGAAUGAUGUUAAUGUAACGAGACUCGAGUUCCUUGAGCGUCGGUGGAAUCACGCGUUCGUGGCCCGUCGAUUCGGGAAUUUCGCGGUUUCGAAUUAGAAAUUAUUUCGUUAGUAAGUCAAUAGGUUAAGAAAUCGGGACACUCGGAACCGGUUUGUUGUUUGUCUUGGCCGCCGAAUUAUCGCGAACGCCUCUGGGCGAAGAGUACACUUCGAGAGUGUUCACCUUUCGACGCGGAUUCCACAGGUUCACGGUUAAAGGCAUGCAUCGACGAUUGUAACAGAAUGACGAGUGACUGAAAGAGCAUUUGUUAGAAAGCACGUCGAAGGAUCGAAGAACACGAAAGGUUGAGAACCUCGAUAGAGUCUACCUCGAAUUUUCCACGGUUUUUCCCCCGUAAACGCAACGGUACGAAGUAUCGAGAUA
Molecule: messenger RNA, 4893 nt
Organism: Colletes gigas
Lineage: Eukaryota; Metazoa; Arthropoda; Insecta; Hymenoptera; Colletidae
Product: CBP80/20-dependent translation initiation factor
Exons: 11
Coding region: 892-2232 (446 amino acids)
Biological process (GO): regulation of translational initiation
Cellular component (GO): cytosol
Molecular function (GO): RNA binding; protein binding; translation activator activity
Source: RefSeq, a predicted model, not a curated record